Messenger RNA from Prorocentrum cordatum, 696 nucleotides. Lineage: Eukaryota; Dinophyceae; Prorocentrales; Prorocentraceae. The record is from the annotation of a GenBank genome assembly.
GGGGCCCCGUGGCGGCCGUUCGAGGACGGCGGCGUCGGCGGCGAGGCGUGGGCCCGCGGCGUGCUCCGGAACGCCCAGCCGGGCCUGUCGCUGCGGGGGCUGCCGGACGCCGCGACGUGCAACGCGCUGGCCAAGGCACAGGGGCGCGGCGUCAGGACGGUGCACGAGGCGCCGGAGGACAUACCGCCGCCGCUCCUGGGCGGCGACAGCGAGGAGGACGGGGCCGUCACCCGAGGCAUCGCGCUGCGGUACCAGUUCGAGGCCCUGCUGAACGAAGUGCGCUACCCUCCGAGCGCCCUGCAGUGCAGCUGGCGGCUCCCGCCGGCGGGGCACCCCGUGCCCGAGGACCUCGUUGACGACGUCCCCCCGCGACCCUUCGAGCUCCGGAGCAACGCGGACAGCGCCCCGGCGCCUCAGCCGCCGCACUUCGCGCAGCACCCCCUGCGCCCAGAGCAGCUCAAGAGCCUGGGCUGGAUGCUGGAGCAGGAGUGCGGUCGUGGCCUGGGCCCGUUCCAGGUCGAGUGGCGGCGCUACUGGACCACCAAGCCGGAGGAGAUCGACGAGAACGCGUGCAUGAGCUUGGUGUCCCGCGGCAUGCGGGUGUCGAUUACGCCCGCACGAUGCCUCAAGAACAGUCCCCAGGAGAAGACGGUGUAUAGGGAGGUCUGCGGUCACUGUCUCGUCGCCUUCUGGUGA